UCAGUACCUAGGUAGCUCGGCGGAAAGCGAGCCCCGGCACCGGCCGGUAACGCCACUUACUAAACACGGCCCGAAGAGAGGGUCCCACUUUAAUGGUAUUACCUAAUAAUUCUUCAACGUGCGAAAGUAUUCCGUAGUUACUUUCACCCCGUUAUCAAUGAAACCCUUUUAUCGAUAAAAGCUUAGAAGUCUUAGGGCGAACCUUGGCACCAGAAGUUCCAAUUAUGUACUAGAAUGCGCCAACUUUCAUAAGCUCGGAUGAUAAAGAUAUCAAUCGAUGCUUUUCUAACCAUCAUUGCCUAGAUUGCCUAGCUUUUUAUGGCUUCAGAUUCGGCCUCGAGCCCGGACAAAGUUCCUGUGCUGCUCCUCAAGACGAAAUCAUCGCCGAGCGACGCAUACGAAGACAUCUUUUCUAUUCCCAAUGAUGGUUUCCCUUCUUUUGAACCCAUCUUCGUCCCUGUCCUUCAGCACAGGUUUGAAGAUGACGGUAUGCAACAAUUCGAAAAGUUACUACGGGAGAGGAGGAUAAACCGUAGCGCCGAUAGCGCUUACGGCGGCCUCAUCUUUACCUCACAGAGAGCAGUCGAGGCAUUCGCCAAGUUAGUUGAUGAGGGCAAAGGUGAUCAGACUUGGCCGCACCUCCAAGACAUACCAGUCUAUAGCGUGGGCCCUGCUACGACCCGAGCGCUCAAGGCUAUUCCCCAGACGCCCCCGCUCCAAAUCUUUGGUGAGCAUACCGGGAAUGGUGAUGCGCUCGCACGGUUCAUAUUAGACCACUACGGCGAAUGGUACAAAGACUGUCCCACCAAGCCUCCGCUACUCUUCCUAGUAGGAGAGCAGAGACGGGACAUCAUACCAAAGACGCUAAUGGACGAGACUCUGCCGGAUGGUCAACGGAUAGAAGUAACAGAGAUAGUGCUAUAUGGCACUGGUGUUAUGGAGUCUUUUGCUAGUGACUUUGCGGACGUACUACAGAGGACAGCAAGCCGACCGGAACGAUGGGUGGUGGUUUUCUCACCGACGGGUUGCGACAGCAUGUUGAAGGGGUUGGACUUACUCGACCAGGAGACAGGUAAGGCCAUUGAGAAGGCGGACGAGGUGAAGCCGCCAACCUCGAUCGCGACGAUCGGGCCAACGACGGCGAAUUAUCUCAAAAAGAUGUUUCAUUAUGAGCCUAAACUGUGUGCUAAGGAACCUACUCCGGAAGGAGUACGACAAGGCAUACUCGACAUUAUGGUAAAGGAUAUAUAGAUUAUCUAAGGUAGGUGAUGGGACUAGAGUUAUGGGCUUGGAUUUGGACAUAUACGUA
Messenger RNA from Daldinia loculata, 1309 nucleotides. Its product is annotated as tetrapyrrole biosynthesis, uroporphyrinogen III synthase. NCBI's taxonomy places the organism in Eukaryota, Fungi, Ascomycota, Sordariomycetes, Xylariales, Hypoxylaceae. The transcript has 2 exons. Gene Ontology annotation, molecular function: uroporphyrinogen-III synthase activity. Gene Ontology annotation, biological process: uroporphyrinogen III biosynthetic process. The record is from RefSeq and is a predicted model, not a curated record. Bases 319 to 1251 code for a protein of 310 amino acids.